AUACAUGCAAAAAAAUUGCAUAGAGUUAUGGGAACAAUAAUCUCAUUAAGCGGAGCAUUCAGUGAAGAAUUGUACAAAGGUCCUUUUAUAAGACCAGCUUCGUCUGCUUCCCCUACUCGUCUUCUAAAAUCAAUCCCUAAACUAUUGGUCUACUACAACAUCCCUGAUAAUUGGUUCCUCGGCUGUAUCUUUCUGGCGGCCGCUGUUUUUUCUGUCUCCCUAUUCAAUGUUAUUCAGACAGGGACGGUCAAAAAGUAUCCACACGUAAUGAAAGUGGCUUCGUUUUACAGCAUAGUCGGGACGAUCCAAUGCCUAAUAUUCUCGUUGUUUAUGGAAAGAGACCUAAGUGCAUGGAAGAUCGAGCCUAACUACGAUCUUUGCCUCAUUAUUGCCACGGGAAUUUUCGGAAGUGUAAUACGGACAAGCGUACAAGUAAAGUGUACCCAAAUGAAAGGACCAUAUUACGUGCCAUUAUUCAAACCCUUUGGCAUAUUUUGGGCAACACUCUUUGGUACCAGCUUCUUCGUCAACAGUCUUCACUACGGCAGUGUAUUAGGAGCAGUCAUAGGUGGCGUUGGAUAUUACACAGUUUCUUGGGGACAAUUGAGGGAAACCGAAGAAAAACAAAAUUCAAAAGAUGAAAGAAAACCCAUCAAAACUAUUCAUCAUCACGAAGAUGAUGAAUACAAAAUUCCAUUGCUUAUUAAUCAGGAAGAAAGUCCUGUGUGAAUUGUGUAUUAUUCGUUUUUUCUUGAGAAGAAAAGGAGGGUCGUUUAAAUAUUUUCUUGUCCUCUUUUUUUCUAUGUGGCGUAAGUAAGAAGAAAUGCGUGUGAGAGUGUGUUUAUUAUAUAAGUCGUCAGUGUCAAUGGGAGACUGCUGAAGUAGGCUUUUUGGUCCGAAACGCAAAAACCCCAAUGUAUAUACACGUAUUUGGAUAUGUAGACUGUAGAGCACUCUAUUAUGCUUUUACGUAAUGAAUAAUUUCCGAAAUGAUCGAUUGUAUUCCGGAUAUUUUAUAUGUUAUAUACAUUUGUA
This is a messenger RNA of Brassica rapa (field mustard), 1035 nucleotides long. RefSeq names its product WAT1-related protein At1g70260-like. Gene Ontology annotation, molecular function: transmembrane transporter activity. NCBI's taxonomy places the organism in Eukaryota, Viridiplantae, Streptophyta, Magnoliopsida, Brassicales, Brassicaceae. Gene Ontology annotation, cellular component: membrane. The record is from RefSeq and is a predicted model, not a curated record.